AUGUCACCCCUCACCUCAACCCUCACAUCAACACCAUCACCACCACCACCACCAGACGCCCCAAUCAACCUCGCAGCCCACUACCUAACCACCUACCGCUCCAUCUUCUACCACGCCCUUUACGACACCCCCAACAAAGUCCAACCGUUCCUCAUUCCCUUUUGCCUCGUCGGCGCCUUUCUCUUACCCAUUGCGUUUCUUUGCAUCCCGCAGUACUCCGUCGUCACUACAACCACCGGAGGAGCCAACGGGGAGAGGCAACAAGUAAGGGUCCGAAGAGAAUGGGUCCAUCGGCUGCGAUGGGUCGUUGGUGCGGUUAUCGUUUGGUGGAACUUGGGGGUGGUGGUUGGGUUGCCUGGUUUUGGAGGGCUGGGACUUGGGUCGACGGAGGGAGGACAGGGAUGGUUCACGCCGGGAACAACAACGGCAAGCGCUUGUACGGCUUUGUCGUAUGCGGCUGGGUUGAUGGGUGGGUGGGGAACGAUUUGGGGGUUGGAGACGGUGGUGUUUGGGGGGUAUCAGGGUGUGGCGAUGAGGGUGAGGAGGAGGGUGAGGACAGGAAGGGUGAAUGGACAGGAGGAGGGGGUGGAAGGGGAGCUGAAGAAUGGGAUUGUGAAUGGGAAUUUGAACACGGAAACCAACGGCAAUGGAAACGGCAACCCUGAUACAGCAAACUUGCGGCGAAGGAACCUCAAAGGGAGUGGCAAGGUUGCUUCAUCGGCUUCUACCGAUACCGAGAUGCAAAGUCCAGGCGAAAAUGAACACAAGGAAAAGGGAAAAAGAUGGACAGUAGACGAAACGAUCGACCUCGACAAGUACGAGUACUACUGGGAGCCGUACCCGGACAACGGCACCUUUUGGGAGAGACUCGAUUGGGUCAUGGACAUGUUUAAUUCCUUCCGGGGGGCUGGCUGGAACUACUCCAUCUCAUCCAUCCCCUCACUCCAACCGCCCAUUAUCCCCCCUUUACCAGAAUCCACCACCCCGUCCUCCUCCUCCUCUUCUUCUUCUCAUGUGGAAAUCCUCCCCUACUUCCCAACCGGCCUCCCCGUCUCCUUCGCCAACCUCCCCCUCUCAUCCCACCAACACUUCCACCGCCCCCUCACCGCCCGCUCCUUCCUCCUCUCUCGUCUCCAGCACAUAAUCUGGUCCUACCUCGCCCUCGACUUCUUCACCGUCUCCGCCCGCCUCGAUCCCUACUUCAUUCUCGGCCCCAACGGUCCCCUCCGUCAUCCAACCUACCUCUCCACCGUCGCCUCUUCCUCUUCCUCCCCAUCGGUUCUCCCACCUUUAUCCCUCGCCUGCGCACGCUUCUUAGCGUCGCUACCGCCCUGGGGCCUCAACUUCUUCCGAAGCUUAUUUUCUUUGAGCGGUGUACUAGGCGGGCUUUUUCUAUACAGCUACCUCUGGCAAUUAACCCAAUUUUUCGUUUUGGGCCGGUGGUUAAGACUGGAAACCCACGGGAUGGGGAUCCUGGAUGAGUUGUGGAGGUAUCCUGAUUUGUUUGGGGGGUUUGUGCGGAACGUGCUGGAUCGAGGGUUAGCUGGGUUUUGGGGCGGGUGGUGGCAUCAGAGUUUCCGGGUGGGGUUUACGGGGCCGGUGAGGUUUCUUGUUAAACAGGGAAUUUUGGGCAUGGGGAAGGAGAAAGAAAAGGGAAUGAAGAACAAAAAGGUGGUAGCCACAGCACAAAUGGCCACCGCCUUCCUCCUCAGCGGCUUCCUGCACGCCCUCGGCGGCUAUUCAUCCACCGCCUUCCGCAUCAGUUUCAUCAGUCCUUCUCCCGACGGCGAAGGGGAAGAAGAUCUCCUAACAGGCGACGACAAACGAAACAGACUAGCUCGCUUCGCUGAACCCGUCGGUUUUUUUGUUUUUCAGUUUUUGGGGUGUCUGGUCCAAGCUCUUCUCAUCUCCCUUGUCAAACGAGUCCUCAAACGAGUCACUGUCACUGUCACUGUCACUGGUGGAAGAAAAGAAAAAGAAAAAGAAAAAGAAAAAGAAGUGCCAAGGUGGUUGAAAAGAACAGGAAACGGCGUUUUCGUGCUACUGUGGCUGCAUAACACUCGGUGGAUGUUGAUUGACGAUAUGGCAAGAUCGGGACUAUUCCUGUAUGAACCAGUGCCCAUUUCGGUGUUUAGGUUGUUGGGGCUGGGAGGGAUGCCGGGUGAGGGAAGGAGGUGGGAUUGGUGGAGGUUGGAUUGGGAGUAUGUGCCUAGUUUGUGGAGGGGGAGUAGGUGGUGGGAGGUGGGGUUUAGGAUGUGA
Molecule: messenger RNA, 2259 nt
Organism: Neurospora tetrasperma FGSC 2508
Lineage: Eukaryota; Fungi; Ascomycota; Sordariomycetes; Sordariales; Sordariaceae
Exons: 3
Coding region: 1-2259 (752 amino acids)
Biological process (GO): lipid metabolic process
Source: RefSeq, a predicted model, not a curated record